AUGUUGUGGUAUCAUCACUCUCAUACAACUGGAGCUCCAGUCGUAGAAACAAAUGUAGGAUACCCAAUACAGAAAAGAGAACAAACAUCAGCUGCAUUCAUUUUACAUUUAAUAUUUUUGUCAUUGUCCUCACAUCAUCCUAUUAUGUCUAAUAACCAUCAAAAUCAUACAGACAAUCAUCAUCAAGAGAAUCUCAAGAAAAUCAAAAAGAACCUAUUACAAAGGUCUCCUGCCGAUACACCUACGGCAUCACCAACCCUAACCCCUAUAAUGUCAUCACCUUCAAUGGUUCCUCAAGGUGUUUAUUAUUAUCCAUCUUAUGGACCACCUCCACCACCAACCACAACAAAUGCGGCUGUUAUAGGUACUACCAAUCCAUAUGGACCACCUCCACCACCACCACCACCAAUACCACAUAUGGGACAUUAUUAUUACUCACCUUAUGUAUUACCACCAUCACCAUUGUUUAGUGGAGCGUCGCAUGUCAUGACAGUUACACAACAAAGUCAACCACCUCAAAGUUGUCCGUCACCAGGUGGAGCCAACGGCGAUGAAAAAAUCAAACCAAGCAACUUUGUAGUUCAAAAAAUUCGGAUAGGUACCUUUGAAAAGACUUCAACCUUUACAUCGGACCUAGUCGCCAAAUUCUAUUAUACAAAGAAACAAAUCGUUUGGGAAAUUGCUACAAAACCUUCUGGUCAAAAAUGUAAAAUGGUUUUUGGUUUUAUUGAUAUAACUUCAAUGAAAUUAGAAUCAUUAAAAGAUGAAUCAAAUCAAUUAACUUUUAUAUUAAAGAAAAUACCAAAAUUUUAUAAAGAGACGAAUCCACAACCAAAAAAGAAUACAAUGUGGGCACCGUGUGAUGAUUUCCUACCGGGUAACGAAGCUUCACUUUAUUGUAGACAUUCUAUAGUUUGUAAAAAGGUUGCAUUGGAGAAACAUUUGGACAAGUUGAAAAGAUCUGAUCCUCGUAUCUCCCAAAUGUUGGCAGCCGUAUUUGACGAUACUCAAAUGUUGUUUCCAUCGACCAAUGAUGAUGACCUACUCUUACAAACCUCUACAACAUCGCCAUCUGUAGAUUCAACUCCAUCACCAGUCUCUCCAACCUACUAUUCUUCAUCUACACCUCGAAGUAGAUCGGUCUCUCAAGACCUACUAGCUAUUGAAAGUAGUGAUGGGAUUAAUUCUACUGCAACUGAAUCUGAUUCUUCAACUUCACCAAAUAUUAAUAAUUAUCAAAAUAGUAGUAGUAGUAGUCGUAAAAAUUCAAUGACCAUUAAUAAUCAAACAAAUAAUCAAAAUUGGCAACAACAAUUUAUUAGUCCAAAUGAUCAACAACAACAAAAUAAUAAUAAUAGUAAUCAUCCUCCUCCUCAUCCAGCUCAUUUUGAAAAUCAACCAUUUGGUCAAUCACCACUUGUUUCAAGUUUUGGAGUACCUCAAUCAAUAAGAGAAGGGUAUAAUAACAAUACUCAACAGCAUCCAUCACCAUUAUCAUCACCUCAUUUAAUUCCAUCAUCAUCAUCAAACAACGCAUCCACUCAACCAAAUAAUACUAACUCUAAUUAUCAACCAACCGAAAAUCAUCAUCAUCAACAUCAACAUCAACCAAUAUGGAUUAAUACUAACACCACUGCACCAGCAUCAUCAUCAUCAUCAUCAUCAUCAAUUUCAACCUCAUCUACUAACCAAAUCAAGAAUGAUAACCACGCCUCUUUAACCACCACACCGCCACAAACAUUUCAACAACCAUCACAACAACAACAACAACAUUAUUUAUCUUCAAAUCAAACAGUCACUCCUCCUCCACAACAACCCAUUUACUAUGAUUCAUUAUAUAAUGGAUAUCAAAUAUCUCAACAACCAAAUAACAAUACCGUAAUCAGUUCACCUUUACUUCAUUCAAGUGAAGGAUUUAUUCAAACACCCGAUGGUGGUCUAGUUUCGACACCAAUCAAUUAUACAUCUACCCAACCACCACCUCCACCAUACCACCUGACACUUCCCCAAUCACCAUAUAACUCUCCUCCGAUCCCAUCUCAUCCAAUGGCUGGUGACAUGUCCUAUCAUCUACCUCUUUCACAACAACAAUCACCAACCAUGACUCUUCCAAGUCCAGGUCGUAAUAUGGUCAUGCCAUCACAUAUCAAUGCAAAAUCACCAAAAUACUCUCCUUACCCUUCACCAACCACUUCAUCAGUACCACCACCACCACAACAACAUCAACAACAACAGUAUUAUAAUCCACAUCAACAACCACAACAACAAUAUUAUCAUCAACAAUAA
Messenger RNA from Cavenderia fasciculata, 2286 nucleotides. RefSeq lists its product as uncharacterized. The transcript has 4 exons. The record is from RefSeq and is a predicted model, not a curated record. The coding region runs from base 1 to 2286 and encodes 761 amino acids. NCBI's taxonomy places the organism in Eukaryota, Evosea, Eumycetozoa, Acytosteliales, Cavenderiaceae.